This is a messenger RNA of Olea europaea var. sylvestris, 2086 nucleotides long. Its product is annotated as sugar transport protein 8-like. Gene Ontology annotation, cellular component: membrane. The transcript is spliced from 4 exons. The record is from RefSeq and is a predicted model, not a curated record. Gene Ontology annotation, molecular function: monosaccharide transmembrane transporter activity. NCBI's taxonomy places the organism in Eukaryota, Viridiplantae, Streptophyta, Magnoliopsida, Lamiales, Oleaceae. The coding region runs from base 304 to 1818 and encodes 504 amino acids. Gene Ontology annotation, biological process: monosaccharide transmembrane transport.
UCUCAUGGGUUUUUAUGGCCAUGCUCCAUUGGAGGAAUCUCUCACUAUAUUUGCUAUAUAUGUCAAAUCUUUACCAUUCACUUCACAAAAUUAUGAGUUUGCCUACAGCACCUUUCCAAAAAGGAAGCCAAGAAAAUAUUCCCACUUACUUGUGAGAUGAUAAAGUGGAGAAAUAUUUGUUUACCUGAAAUGGGCACAAGUCCCUAGUUUAAUUUACAUCCCAGGAAUCAGACAAAUACACAGAUACUCUCUCAUUGUUUCGUUUGAAAAUUUAGGUUUGAGUGAAAUUUAGCAGAGGAAAAGAUGACGAGCGCUGAGCCUUCUGGUUCUGGGCAACCUUACAGAUCGAAAAUGACUGUUUAUGUUGUAGCAUGUUGGAUAUUUGCUGCCUUUGGUGGUCUAAUGUUUGGCUAUGAUAUUGGAAUUUCAGGUGGAGUUACCUCAAUGGAUGACUUCUUGAAGAAGUUCUUUCCAGCUAUUUAUGAGAGGAAAUUGCAUGCCAAGGAAAACAAUUAUUGCAAAUAUGAUGAUCAAUUGCUUCAGCUUUUCACCUCUUCUUUGUACCUUGCUGCGCUUGUUGCAAGCUUUGGAGCCUCAAAGGCCUGCAACGUGCUUGGUAGGAAACCUACAAUUGGUUUGGCAUCGAUACUUUUCAUUCUUGGAGCUAUAGUCAGUGGAAUAGCUCCGAACAAAGCCCUGUUAAUCAUUGGAAGAAUUCUUUUCGGAUUUGGAGUUGGAUUUGGCAAUGAGUCAGUUCCUCUGUUUUUAUCAGAGGUUGCGCCAAUGCAACACCGCGGGGCUGUCAAUAUUCUGUUUCAACUUUUUGUAACUAUUGGGAUUCUUAUAGCUAAUCUUGUGAAUUAUGCUGUUUCAUCAAUUCAUCCGAAUGGAUGGAGGAUUGCGCUAGGUCUAGCCGGGGUUCCAGCCAUCUUCCUCUUUAUUGGUUCCCUUAUCAUUACUGAGACUCCUUCGAGCCUCAUUGAACGUGGAAAAGAGUUUGAAGGGAAAGAAGUACUAAGGAAGAUCCGGGGUGUGGAUGAUGUGGAAUCUGAACUCGAAAUGAUCAAACUGGCGUGUGAGAUAGCAAGGCAAGUCAAGCAUCCUUACAAGAAACUCUUCAAGCGUGCCAGCAUGCCUCCAUUGAUCAUUGGUAUCUCGGUGCAAGUUUUUCAGCAGUUCACAGGAAUUAAUGCCAUUAUGUUUUAUGCACCGGUUCUGUUCCAAACGGUUGGAUUUAAGAGCGAUGGCUCUUUGCUGUCUGCCAUUAUCACAGGAGUUGUCAAUGUCUUGAGCACCAUUGUCUCAAUUGUUGUUGUCGAUAGGAUUGGGAGGAGGAAAUUACUUCUUCAAGCUUGUGUGCAAAUGUUCAUAAGCAUGGUGGCAAUUGGAUCAAUUCUGCUUAUUCAUUUGAAGCCUAGUGGUUCACUUGAUAAAGGGCUUGCAGCAGUUGUGGUGGUUCUUGUGUGUUUAUUUGUUAUGUCUUUUGCAUGGUCAUGGGGUCCAAUGGGUUGGUUAAUACCAAGCGAAACGUUCCCGUUGGAGACGAGAACUGCAGGAUUCGCAUUUGCCGUCAGCGCCAACAUGCUCUUCACUUUCAUCAUAGCUCAGGCCUUCUUGUCUAUGUUGUGUAACAUGCGCGCCUAUAUUUUCUUCUUCUUCGCCGUGUGGAUAUUGAUCAUGGGACUGUUUGUCGUGUUCCUAUUACCAGAGACAAAGGGCGUCCCGAUUGAUACCAUGACUGAGAGGGUCUGGAAAAAGCAUCCAGUUUGGAGAAAGUUUAUGGGUAAAGAAAUUGUCAAGAACUAUGAGAUGACCUAAAACUGUAUUAGAAAUGAAGAGGUGAAGUUAUAUUCUCUAACCCCUUUUUUCCCUUUAAUUUUUCCCGUUCCAAUAAGCAGAAGUUUAGACAAAUAUGAACUCUGAAUAAGUUUUGUUUGAAUGGGUGCAGAUUUUGUCUUUAAGGUAUAUGCACUAGGCAGUGGCAUCAAUUUUCUAGUAGCUUUAAGCUGUAAUAUUUCAUUUUCCAUUUAUCUUGCGAUAGAAAGAACAUUUAGCUCUGUAGGAGUUUAUAAUUCAAAUUGAUGCA